This is a messenger RNA of Lodderomyces jiufengensis, 3888 nucleotides long. RefSeq names its product oxysterol-binding protein related protein. The transcript has a single exon. Gene Ontology annotation, molecular function: sterol binding; protein binding. Bases 1 to 3888 code for a protein of 1295 amino acids. Gene Ontology annotation, cellular component: cytosol; nuclear envelope; intracellular membrane-bounded organelle. The record is from RefSeq and is a predicted model, not a curated record. Gene Ontology annotation, biological process: endocytosis; piecemeal microautophagy of the nucleus; maintenance of cell polarity. Lineage: Eukaryota; Fungi; Ascomycota; Pichiomycetes; Serinales; Debaryomycetaceae.
AUGUCAGAAUCUGCCCAAUUGAAUGCCUCUUUAUUAAGGUUGAAAUUAUUAGACGCUUUAAGAGGUGGUGAUACAACAAAAAUUGAUUCAAUUAUACAAGAAUUAAUAUCAUGUAAAUCAACAAUUCAAAAUCAAGAUUUAAAACAAUUAAGAGAAACGAUUUUACAUUAUGCUGUUCAAGUUGCAAGUUUAAAUACUUUACAAUAUUUAAUAAGUAAUAGUUCAAAAUAUGGAUUAGAUAUUAAUGCUCAAGAUGGCCAAGGCAAUACUCCAUUACAUUUAGCAGCAAUAGCUUCAAGACAAGAUGUUGUAAAAUAUUUAUUAUCAUUACCCAAUAUUAAUGACACAAUAGUAAAUGGUGAUAAAAAGCAACCAGUUGAAGUUUGUAAGAAUUUGAAUAUAGCACAAUUAAUGCAAUAUGAAAGAGCAAAAUUUGUUGAAAAAGCAGCAAGUGAUUUAAGAUUAUUUUUCAGUAAUAGAGAUUUUGAAAACUUGGAAAAUAUUUUGAUCUUGAAUCCAAGAGCUUCUGAGUUAUUAGACAUCAAUGGAGCUGAUCCAGAAACUGGUAAUACUGUAUUACAUGAAUUUAUUAAAAAAGAUGAUUUACCAAUGUGUGAUUGGAUUUUGAAACAUGGUGGUGAUCCUUUUAAAAGAGAUAAACGUGGUAAAUUACCAGCCGAUUUAGUCAAUCCAAAAGAUGAACCAUUGAAAAAACUAAUAAAAGAUGCUUCUAAAGAUCAAACUAUUAUGGACCCAGUAGCAACUUCUGGAACUGCUCCAAAAGGUGGUGAUAUUGAAGUUUAUAAAGGAUAUUUACGUAAAUGGACAAACUUUGCAUCAGGUUAUAAAUUAAGAUAUUUUGUAUUAGACCAAAAUGGGAUAUUAUCUUAUUAUACAAAUCAAGAUGAUACUAAUAAUUCAUGUCGUGGUUCAUUAAACUUAGGUUAUGCUACCUUACAUUUAGAUUCAUCAGAGAAAAUGAAAUUUGAAAUCUAUGGUAAAAAUGGUCUUAGAUGGCAUCUAAAAGCAAAUUUCCCAGUUGAAACUAAUAGAUGGGUUUGGAAAUUACAAAAUGCUAUAACUGUAUCAAAAGAUAAUCUUAGAAACAAAAAUCAAAUUUCAGGAAAUAAUACUGUAGCUAGUGGAACCGUCUCACCAGAAGAAUUACAAGAACCUAUAAUGGAAGAUACCGAUUCAGUAGUCGAAAAGAAAAGACAUAGAUUGAGAAUUCCUGGUAGAAAAAAACAUCACAAACGUAAUGUUAGUCAAACAUCAAGGGAUUCAUUUGAAAAUACAAGUGAUUUAUCAAGAGCAUCAACUUCACAUUCACUUGGUGGAAAUUUAGCACCUCAACAAAAGUCAAAUGCUAGAAAUAGUAUUGAGGAACAAGCCAGUUAUCAAGAUACUGAUUAUGAUCACGAAAAUUUUGAUUAUGAUGCAGAUGAAAUGGAGCAAGAGGAUUACGAGAGUGACACUGAUUCAAAUCAUGUUGAUAUUAAUCAAAUUAAUGAUACAAUAGCUGCUACAAGAAGAUCCUUACAUAUUGAAUUGCUGUCAUUAUUAGAAUUAUUUCAUCAAGUAAUGAACACCGAUGUAUUUCAACCAAAUUCAAAACAAGCUGAGGUAUGUCUUGUUGGUAAUAAUACAAUCCGUGCUAUUAAUGAAUUAAUAACAAAAUAUAAUACAGUAGUUGAUACUAGAGAUAAUAAACUUAGAAAAGAUUUAGAUAGACAAUUAGAAGUAAACCAAUUAUGGGAAAGAUCAAUUAGACAAUUAGAAAAUGAAAUAAAAUCAAGAGAAGAUAAAUUAGCUGUAUUACAAGGUCAGAGAAAACAAUUAAGAAAAUAUUUAUCAGGUGGAGUCAAAUCUGGUGGUACUACUUCUCCACUUCCUUCAACAAAUAAUGCUGACGGAAAUAUCACAGGUGUGGCUAAGGGAGAAAUUUUAAGUGAAGAACCACAAGAAGAGCAAGUACAUGCUAUAGAUGACAAAUUGGGUAAUAUAGAAGGAAAAGAGGUUAAUCAUGUCGUACAACCUGAUCUUAAAGCUCAAGAAGAAGUUGCUCAUAUGCCAGGUGGAUUAAAUGAUAAUGUUAUUGGUGAAAUAUUAGGUGAAGAUUCAGAAGAUGAAUUUUUCGAUGCUGAUGAAUUUGACGAUGAAAUAGAUGUGGUUGCUCCUCCUAAAGAUAAUGAAAUUCCUUCAAAGGCUCAACAACCAGUACCACCACAAGAACCAGGUGAAUCUAAUUUGAAUGAAAUAAUUCCACCAAAUGAAAUUAAUCAAGUCCCACCUCCACCUUCACAUGAUAUUGUCCAAGAGAAAGAAACUCCAGCCGGUGCUAUUGGUGUCGGUGCUGCUAUUGGGGCUGCUGGGGCUGCUGGAGCUGCUGGAGCUGCUGGAGCUGCUAUCCCAGACGAAUCUAUUCCACCAGAACAAAGAGUGGAUAAUCAACUGAUAGCUCCAUCUGAAGCUACAAAAGUUGAACAAGAACAAGCUCCACCACCACAAGCAAAACCAAGUGGACCACCCCCAUCUGAAAAUAUACCUGGUGACGAAGGCUUAAACCCAGUUCAAAAAGAAGUCAACCAUGAAUUACAAGCUGAAGGUUCUUUCUUAGGUUAUGAAAAUCCACCAAGAAAGAAAUUAGGUAUGGAUGAAGAUAAUAGACCAAAAGUUGGAUUGUGGGGUAUAUUGAAAUCUAUGAUUGGUAAAGAUAUGACUCGUAUGACUUUACCAGUUUCUUUCAAUGAACCAACAUCAUUAUUACAAAGAUUAGCGGAAGAUAUUGAAUAUAAUGAUUUAUUAAAUACGGCUGCUGGGUUUGAUGAUUCAACUUUGAGAUUAAUUUAUGUUGCAACUUUUGCAGCAACUGAAUAUUCUUCAACUAUUGAUAGAAUUGCAAAACCUUUCAAUCCUUUGUUAGGUGAAACUUUUGAAUAUGCAAGACCUGAUCAAAAUUAUAGAUUAUUUGUUGAACAAGUUAGUCAUCAUCCACCGAUUAGUGCUUGUCAUGCCACAUCCCCUAAAUGGGAAUAUUAUGGUGAAAAUGCAGUUGAUUCAAAAUUCUCAGGUAGAUCUUUUGAUUUUAAACAUUUAGGUAAAAUGUUUGCAGUUGUUAGACCAAAUAAUGGAGUUAAAGAUAAAAAUGGUAAAAUAGUAAGUGAAGAAUUAUAUAGUUGGAAAAAAGUUAAUACUGCAGUUGUUGGUAUUAUGAUUGGUAACCCAACAGUUGAUAAUUAUGGUAAAAUGAUUGUUGAGAAUCAUACUACAGGAGAUACAAUAACAGUUGAUAUGAAACAAAGAGGUUGGAGAGCAUCUUCUGCUUAUCAACUAUCUGGUCAAGCAUUAGAUGCUAAAGGAACACCACAAUGGGCAAUGGGUGGUUAUUGGAAUUCAAAAAUAUAUGCUAAAAAGAUUACUCAAGAACAACAACAUCAUGAUGGUGGUAGAAAAAUGUCCAUAUUAACUGAUCCAAGUAAAUCAUCAUCAACAACUUCAACAGAUCCAUUUUCAGGUAAUAAAUUCUUAGUAUGGCAAGCAGCACCAAGACCAAAAGUUCCUUUCAAUUUAACACAAUUUGCAGUAACAUUGAAUGGAGUUGAUCAAAAUUUACAAAAAUGGUUAGCACCAACAGAUACGAGAUUAAGACCAGAUCAAAGAGAUAUGGAAGAAGGUAGAUACGAUAAAGCAGCUGAUGAAAAACAUAGAGUUGAAGUUAAACAAAGACAAGCAAGAAAACAAAGAGAAGAAAGCGGACAAACUUAUCAACCUAAUUGGUUCAUCAAGAAGAAACAUCCAGUUACUGGUGAUAUGUAUUGGGAAUAUAAUGGAAAAUAUUGGCCAAGUAGAAAACAACACCAAUUAGCUGGAUGUGGAGAUAUUUUUUAG